GAGAGAGGAGAGAGAGUGACACACCGGCACGAGAGAGGAGAGAGAGAGUGACACACCGGCACGAGAGAGGAGCACCCGGGACCCCGAGAGAGGGACACACAGAGAGCCGAGAUGAACCGAAGCGUCGACAUGAGCGGUCAGUUUGAGGAAGAUCUCCACGAGCGGGCCGAGAGGAAAAGCAGCAAAUCCCCCACCCUGCUCUCCUCUUACUGCAUAGACAGCAUCCUGGGCCGCCGCAGCCCCUGCAAGGUCCGGAUCAUAGGGGCGCAAAGUUUGCCCGGCAGAGGGGAGCUGGACAAGGCUGACAGGUCAACGAAAGACCCCUUCUCCCUCAGCGCGGACAUGCACCUGCCCCCCAAGCUGCGCCGGCUGUAUGGAGUCGGGGGGAAGUUCCUCCACGAGCACCCGGACUCUCUGGACCGGGAGCGGCUCCUCAUGGAGGCCAGCGACAGCCUGAAGAUCAGCCAGGCUCCGCAGGUGAGCAUCAGCCGCAGCAAGUCGUACCGGGAGAACGCGUCCCUGAGCCGGGGAGAGGGCGACCAGAGCCCCGGGGAGGGGUCGGAGGACGGCAGCCUGGUGGAGCUCGGCCCGCUGAAGUUCGAGGAGGACGUCGGGAAAGAGGAGGAGAACUGCGGGGACGCGGCGGCUCUAUCCCCGAAGGACGAGGAGAGGGAGAGCUUGAACGCCGGGGAUGGGGACGGGAGGGACGGGGAGGACAGCGUGUGUCUGUCGGCGGGCAGUGACUCGGAGGAGUGCAUGCUGAAACGGAAGCAGAGAAGAUACAGGACUACCUUCACCAGCUACCAGCUGGAGGAACUGGAGAGGGCUUUCCAGAAAACACACUACCCGGACGUCUUCACCAGAGAGGAGCUCGCAAUGCGUCUGGAUCUCACCGAGGCCCGUGUGCAAGUUUGGUUUCAGAACCGCCGGGCCAAGUGGAGGAAGCGUGAGAAGGCGGGGGUGCCGGGCCACCACUCGGGCCUGCCGUUCCCCGGGGCCCUGACAGCGGGGCACCCCCUCAGCCACUACCUGGAGGGGGGCCCCUUCCCCCCCCACCACCACCCGGCCCUGGAGUCGGCCUGGUCGGCUGCUGCAGCCGCGGCCGCCGCCUUCCCCGGCCUCGCCCCCCCGCCUCACAACGGCUCCGCCCAGCUGGGCUCCCCCCUCGGCCUGGGCACCUUCCUGGGAACGGCCGCCAUGUUCCGACACCCCGCCUUCAUGGGACCCACCUUUGGCAGGCUCUUCUCCGGUAUGGGUCCCCUGUCCAGUGCUUCCACGGCUGCAGCGCUCCUCCGGCAGUCCGCCCCCCCCCCCUGUAGAGGCCCCCCCCCCACCCCUUGCUGAGCGACCCCUCCUCCUCCGGCCCCCCCCCACUCCGCUGCAGACCGCCGGGCCUCCAGCAUCGCCGCGCUGCGUCUCAAAGCCAAGGAACACUCGGCGCAGCUCACCCAGCUCAACAUCAUCCUGCCCAGCGGGGGGGCCGGGAAGGAGGUGUGCUGA
Molecule: messenger RNA, 1500 nt
Organism: Trematomus bernacchii (emerald rockcod)
Lineage: Eukaryota; Metazoa; Chordata; Actinopteri; Perciformes; Nototheniidae
Gene: arxa
Product: aristaless related homeobox a
Biological process (GO): regulation of transcription by RNA polymerase II
Molecular function (GO): RNA polymerase II transcription regulatory region sequence-specific DNA binding; DNA-binding transcription factor activity, RNA polymerase II-specific
Source: RefSeq, a predicted model, not a curated record